GGGGUGUCUUCAAGCAGCUCCAGCCAAUGGAGUUGGAUUGAAGGUGAUGACAACGUGUCUGUCCAUUUUCCCGGGAAACACAAGCCUCCAAGAAAAGUUCAGCCAUUUUCGGAAGGGGACAGACGCAUUUAGCAGCUGCUACCUGGACCAAAGUGGGGACUAAAGAUGCCGCUGAUCUUUCUUGGGUCCCUCUGGCUGGCUGCAGGGUGCGGGCAGGUGGCAGGGCUCGGAGAAUGUCCCCUCUAUAACCUGUCUGUGCCUGAAGGCUCCUCUGGGCAUGUUGAAAUAAACCUGCCCAAGAAAGCAUCUUUUUUGUGUAAGAUGCAAACCACUGUUGCGGCCGCCGCCUCCGCUUGUCACCCCAUCCUGGUGUUAACUAAUAAACAAAAGCAGAACUACCUGAACAGCACGUACCGGGGACGGAUCUCUCUAUCAGACCGGCUCUUCUUUACUGUGAAGAAUGCAAGUGAAUGGAUGGCAGGAGAAUACCAAGUCGUUGGUGACCUUCAUGGAACCUGCACGGCUCGUAUCAAUCUGACGGUGCCUGGUCCUGUCUCAUUCCCACCGCCUAUAUCGGAGACUCCUGCUGCCAAAGAAAGGGCUGCCAGUCCAACUGGAGAGGGAAGUAGCCGAGGGACAUUUUCCAAUAGCUCUCUGGAGCGGGAGCCAAGGGGCCGCUAUGGUGUGUGGGCCUCACUGGUGUUGCUUGCUGCUUUCUUUGCUGUACUUUGUCUGCUGGACACGCGGGGGAGACGGACCAAUAACCCAUUAUGGUUGUGAAGAGGAAGGGAUCUCCGACUCAGCAAACUCACCCGUUUGCGUGUUGGCCUGUGUCUCGCAGCAGCACGAGGCUGGAACCCAAUGGAGAGGCUGGUGAGGUGAUCCCAUUGAAUGGAGAGGUGGUACAGAACUGAGCUGGCUGCACCAACGCAGCCGAAAGGCAGCACUUUAAUAGCAUUGAAUGGCCGAGGUGCGGGCGCCUCCUGUGGGUGUUGGGUGGCUACGAUCAUCACAGUAGCCGGUGGCUUGAGUCUGGAUGUGGCUUCUCCUCAUGUAAGGCCAAGGAUGCCCUUGUGUUCAAUGCACCAGGCUGGGACUUGGGAGACCUGGCUUUAAAUUGUGGCUCUUCCACAGACUCACUCACUCGAAGUCAGACAGGAACUGGGGGGAGGGAUAGCUCAGUGGUUUGCACAUUGCCCUGCUAAACCCAGGGUUGUGAGUUCAAUCCUUGAGGGGGCCACUUAGGGAUCUGGGGCAAAAAUCAGUACGUGGUCUUGCUAGUGAAGGCAGGGGGCUGGACUCGAUGACCUCCUCUUGGGGUCCCUUCCCGUUCUAGGAGCUAGGUAUAUCUCAAUAUAUUUUAACUCAGGGCUCUAUAGUCAGCUCAGAGUGUGGGUCUGGGUGUUAGUUCAAAGGAUCAUGGAGCUACUGAACUGGGAGCCAAGCUCUUCUGAAAAUCUGGCCUUCCACUGUCCCAUGCCUUAAUUUCCCCAUCUUUAAAAUGAGACACUCCUCUGUGUAGAUUAUAAGCACUUUAGGGGAGGGACUGAGAGUGCAGGUGUGUCCCCAAAGAGGAGCCCUCCACAACAACUUGAACAUUCUAGUAAUUCAAUGCCAGGAAGCAGGCUUUGGGCAUCCAUGAUUUUUCUUGCUUGCAUCCUGUCUUUGAAUUUUUUAAUAAAAAUAUCCAUGCUGCAAUUGUAGCCUUAAUCAUGAGUUAAUGUGAUUUUAAUUGUUUUAAAGUGGUUUUAUUAUUGUAUUUCUCUGUGCCUCUCUCCCCUUUCCUUCUGUCUGUGGGGAAAAUAUUUAUUUAGACUACAAGCAGAGGGAGUGUCUCAUUUAUCUUUGCACAAGGGGACACUGAUCUCUGCUGAGUUUUUUUUUUUUUUUUUUUUAACCCAUUGUGAACCUUCCUGGCUUCUUCAGACGCUCCAACUUGCAGUGGAGAGAGUAUUGGCUUCAGCUCUCCAGGGGUCUCAAAUGCAAACUUCUCCCUUGGGUUUGGUCUGUCCCCCCCCCCCUUUUUUUUUGGUUCAUGGCAGAAUAUUGGACUAGCCUUGCUGGGCUAGUAUCCUAAUGCCAAAUAGCUAAAAUCACCCUAAUUGGCCUCUCAGAGUUGGUAAGACAAC
Mauremys mutica (yellowpond turtle) is the source of this 2129-nucleotide messenger RNA. RefSeq lists its product as uncharacterized. Lineage: Eukaryota; Metazoa; Chordata; Testudines; Geoemydidae. The transcript is spliced from 5 exons. The record is from RefSeq and is a predicted model, not a curated record. The coding region runs from base 166 to 780 and encodes 204 amino acids.